GUGGACACAGCGUCUUAUUUGGAUUCAUUUUGUGCUGAGUUGCUCCGCGGCUCCGGGUUAAAGAUACGACCCCAACACUUCCCACGUAACGAGGAUAUGACCAUGUAGUUCUAGUUAACCGGAGCUUGCAGUGUCAGGGGUAGGUUUUAUGAGAUUAUAGGACAAAACAGCCCGUUCCCAAGUGAAGUGCCCCCGCUGGCCUAAACCUGCUCAAUGUGAAGCUAACAAGAGCUAACAUCUGCUGAAUGAGCUGAAGCUAACAGGAGCUAAACGAGCUACACCCGCUGAAUGUGAAGUGAAGCUAACAGGAGCUAAAGAAGCUAACAUCUGCUAAAGUGCGGUGAAGCUAACAGGAGCUAAAGAAGCUAACAUCUGCUAAAUUGUCAGUAAAGGUCCAGAACUAUUGUUUACUUAGAGGUUGCUGCUCGUUGAAACAAAGGCGAACGUGAUGUUUAACCCGCACAUUCACCACCAUCAACAGCAGCAGCAGCAGCAACAACAGCACCAGUUUCACCAGCAUCUCCGACAACUACAGCAGCUGUUCCAGCAUCAGCAGCCUCCACCUCCACCACCACCUCAGCCCUCUGCGGCGCAUCAUGUUCCCCAUCCACCGCGAGCUAUUCCUGUACCUCCUCAACCAGCCCCCCCUCCCAGGAUGGUCAACUUAUGCCAGACCACUCAGACUACUAUCAUCGCACCCAACCCCAUGCUCCAGGGGGCCCUCCUGAUGCAGCAGAUGCAGGGUAAUAUGCGAGGAUUUGGAAUGGGUGGACAGCAGUUUCGUCAGUUCUUUGCAGCUGGAGCACGUUCUUCUCUUCUUGGGCCGGUUCCCAUGGGUGUGGCCAUCAAGUCUCCUAUGAUGGGAUUCCCACCUGCAAGGCCUGUUUAUCCUCCUGUUCGGUACUAUAACAAUAACAGCAGUGCUGUUCCUGGAUCCUCCGCUGCCAGCUCAAGUGCAACGGAUGUCGUUGCUCGUCAGUCAGAGAAAAAGAGAGACAUUGAGCAGGUUACACAAGAUCUUACUGAAGAUCAACCAGGCCCAAGCACUGCUACUGAAGCCAACGAAGCUGGCCAUACUGCAAAUCCCAUUGAAGAUGAUGGAUGCUGUAUAAUAUCUGAGGAGCAACUUGAAGAACCUGUAAUAAAGAAGCAGAAAACACAGGGGUUUGAGGUGACAAGAGAACAGCCUGUUGUCUGUGCAGCUGAGGCUGAUUGUGAAAUUCUGUCUUCAGACAGUAGUCACCCUGAAGAGAUGGGUUCUAAUGUGGAUUCAGAGGUUCUUGAAUCGGAAAAUGAAAUCCCAGCAGCAGAGGCCCGCGGAUCUUUAGCUGUAACUGAGGUCCAGCAUGUUGAUAUGCCAAUGGUGGAGGUGCCACAGGAAGAAGAUGGUUUACUGCCAGGAGAAAGCCACGAGGAGGGAGAGGAGGAUGUGGAUGAGGGCAACAACAAAUUCUAUUGCUAUCUUUGCAGCAUCACAUGCCAUAACCAACAAAACUUUAGAAGUCACAUGAAUAGCAUUUCCCACCAGCAGAGGAUGAUGGAAAUCCAACACAUGAGCAACGCUUGCCUCGUUACUCUGCUUCCACGAUUACAGGAUUCUCUUCAGGGAACCACCAAGGACGGUGAGAAAAAGAAUGAGUUGAAACGUUGGUGUGUAACCUGCCAAACGCACUUCACCAGCAGCGUUCUAGAGCACCGCCAAACAAAGGAGCAUAAGGUUGCUAGAAAAAUGACAAUAUGCUCCUGCACAAUCUGUAAGAAAAACUUCAGGUCUUCGCAGAUGUUUAUACAGCACUUGCAGACCAUUGAGCACAGAAAAAAAGUGGAAAUGGUCCAAGAAAAUGAAGGCUGUGAAGAACCGACAAAAAUCCCAGAUGGCUUUUUGGUGGAAGAGGAGGGAGCCAUGUCAGAGGAUGAUGAAAAUAUGAAUCAAAGCAAUGCAGAAGAUCAAGAUGACUUGGAUAAACAGGAUGGAGGAGCAUCUAAAGAAGUGACCCUGGAGGACGCAGAUGACAGUGUGCAGUAUGACCCUGAAGUACUGUAUGGCGGACGUUUUUUUGUUCCAGUAGCCGGGUUUAUCUGCAGACUUUGCAAUAAAUUUUACCAUUUUGAGUCACCAGAUCUGCAUUUGCACUGCAAAUCCUUGGAACACUUUGAGAAUCUAAAGAGGUACAAAACUGACCAAAAAUAUGCAGCAAGCAGAAAAUGUGUUGCUGAGGAAGAAUCAAACACAUGUUCUUCAGAGCCCACCUCCGAAACAAGCUCCAAACAGCCGGUCAUUUCAGUCUGUCGUCUACAAAUGCAGACAAAUAAGGAGACGAUAGAGUCAAACGAGACCCUUCAAGAUGUCACCAUUUCAACGCCUAGUGCCAGCAGUUCAGGCCUAGAAAACGCUGAUAUAGAGGAGGCAGCCACAUCCCCGACUGUUGGACGUGAGGACAGCAGCGAGACUGUCCCAGAAGUGACCACAGAGACUGCACCAAGUGUUUCUAAUGAAGGAGAUGUAGAUGAGCAGAAGGCAGUGGUUGGGAAAAAAAAAGCAAAGACAACCACAGCUCCAAGGCGGAGGACAGUGAGAGCCACAAACAGACGCUGAAUCAGUCUGGUAAGAGUAACAAAUUACACAGUAGUUCUUACUGUUUUAUAAUCAUGUGUGAGCUACAAUUGGUAGAACAUUAAAAGUAGAAUUACUGUACAGGAGAGGACAUAAAGUUUACAGUCGUAAGACACUGAUACUGGCCAGUUUCAUAGCAUAUUUCAAAUAAUGUUGCUUGAACAUUGAUUCAUGUCCAAGAUUUCACGUUUUAAAAUGCAGAUAAAUCAAGAAAUGCAGUGAAAAGUGCAAUAGUUGACUUCUGAUGACGCUACAAUUUUACCCGCUGAAGGUAUUGAAUAAAAUUAUUGGCAGCUGCUUUAUAUGGGAAGGUUAAUUAUGAAGUUGAAUGCUGUUUCUAACGAAGCUGGACUGUAGCAUAUUGAAAAUUAAAAUGUAAACAGGUGGAUCACUACGGUACAUGAAAGUAUUAUCAUCCAACACUUUAAAGUGGAACGACUAAAUCCGCUGCUAAACUGUUUCUAUGGCAUUUUAGUCGCAUUAUCUACUGUUCCGAGUCAUUUGGCAUCUUUUGUGCAAAUAAGGUACAUCUGCAGCUUUCUGGUCAAAAACACCUAAAUCUUAAGUUUGUGCUGCCUUUUGUGGCCAUUGCAUUUUUCAGUAGUUUGUGACGUCACAAAAGACUGCCCUAAUUACAUCCAGGUGUUUGUGAGGGGUGGAGUUUUAAGUGUGGAUGUGUGUUUGACCAAUUACACUGUUCCUCGUAAGUCCAGACCCUGCCCCUCCUCGCCCCUCUCUCUUUUCUUCAGUCCUCUGGGUUCUGCCCAGUUUAAUGACUCCAUGUCAGAUGUGGUUGUGGGCGGAGUUUGGGUGUUUAGUCCCACUUUUUGGGAGUGUAAAAUUCCUCCAUUUUGCUGAUGUUAAACCAUUAAAUAGAGUGUUCAUUUGAUGUAGACUUUAUCCUCUCUUAAGGUUGCAGUUAAGCUAAAUGGUACAUGGUGGUAAAAUUCUCUCAAACUUGGAUUUAUAGGAACUUUAAUGGCUCAAAAACCUUUCUUAAAACUUGUUUUUAGAGUUUAGUAUUUUCAGGCAAAUGUAGUAAAUGAGUGAGCUGUUUCCUUGAUGCUGUCGUACAUUAGACAAAUGUAUGACCUGCUGUCUAACAAAUUUAUACUCGGAAACUCCGUUUUAUAUUUAAUUGAAAGGCCCUUGCACAUGCUCAUCUGACCUAUAGUCAUGAGUGUGACUGUCACAUGACAAGAGGAGAGGUAAAACUUGACAGUUUUAGGUGACAUUUAUAUUCUCAGACAAUGUUGUAUAUUUUGUGUGUUUUUUUUCCCAGCUACUGACAAUUUAGUUGAGUUGUAACUUCUACUUACUUUAUAAAAUGUAAUGUAUUUUUUUUGAAUGUUAUAGUUUGAUUGUUUUAAUAAAAAUACAAUUUCCAUACGAGCCAUUU
Messenger RNA from Periophthalmus magnuspinnatus, 4013 nucleotides. It is a transcript of the gene ciz1a, whose product is annotated as cdkn1a interacting zinc finger protein 1a. Gene Ontology annotation, molecular function: nucleic acid binding; zinc ion binding. The record is from RefSeq and is a predicted model, not a curated record. The transcript has 16 exons. Gene Ontology annotation, cellular component: nucleus. The coding region runs from base 449 to 2596 and encodes 715 amino acids. Lineage: Eukaryota; Metazoa; Chordata; Actinopteri; Gobiiformes; Gobiidae.